Molecule: messenger RNA, 702 nt
Organism: Sphaeroforma arctica JP610
Lineage: Eukaryota; Ichthyosporea; Ichthyophonida
Exons: 1
Coding region: 1-702 (233 amino acids)
Source: RefSeq, a predicted model, not a curated record
AUGGUUGAGCGCAUGGACAGAGUGGAUCCUAUGGAUAUGUCAUUCGUGAAUCUCGCCAAAAAAAAAUUAUCAUUCGGCGACGUUGUGUAUAAAAUCGCGGUGCGCAACAAACUAAUAGGCUGGUGGAAGAACACAAAGGCAGACUUUGCUGUUGUUCAAACGAACAAGGAGAAGUCAGGCCAUCAUGCGCCGACCCAAAUGUAUUUCUUUCGAGGCAAAAUGAGCACUCUCUUCUUGUAUACGUAUAUUUUUCCAAGAGGCGAGAGUGACUUGAAAACAUUAUACGCGGUGGCCGGCGGCCCUCUCAUGAAUGAUAUGUCUAGUGCAUUCGACAAUUCAGGCUCGGCAUCCAACUCAGGAUCUGAUUGUGAAGAUAAAGGCGUGGAUGUAACAAGUACAGGUCGAACUGAGAGUCAUAGAAAUAAGAUCAAGCAAGCUGAACGAGACGCGGCGGAGAAUAGAAAAAAGGAACUUGAUACGUCCAAUGAUGCCGCUAGUGAAACGUUUCUGAAGAGUGUUCAAAUGUUCGUUAAGAAUGACACAUUGUUACACAGUAAACAGGAUCUGGGUGUUAUCUCAAAAGAGAUAAUGGACCUUAAAAGAGACUUACGAGACGCAUCUGACGACCCUGAACUUAUAGAACUCAUCGAGCGCGCCAUUACAAAGUGUAAGGCUGAAAUGAAAAAUAUAAUGUUCAAUUAG